AUGGCAAAAGCAAAGCUGAGUAGCAGAGAGAAAAGAUGGUCUCUCAAGGGAAACACUUCUCUCGUUAUAGGAGGAACCAAAGGCAUAGGACAUGCUAUAGUAGAAGAAUUAGCAGAAUUUGGGGCAGCUGUGCACUGUUCUCGCAGCCAAAAAGAGCUUGAUGGGUGUUUACAAGAAUGGCAAACCAAAGGUUUCAAAGUAACUGGAUCUGUAUGCGGCGUAUCAAUUCGAGACCAGAGGGAAAAACUUAUGGCUGUUUCCUCCAUCUUUCAUGAAAAGCUCAACAUUCUUGUUAACAACGCUGGGACACAUAGAUUUAAAGAAGCCUUAAAGGAUACUGCUGAAGACAUUUCGACGGUUAUGAGUACAAAUUGUGAGUCUGCAUAUCAUCUAAGUCAGCUUUCGCAUCCUCUCUUAAAGUUCGAUUUAAGGGAUACAGAAAACAAUAAUCAUUUGAGGGAUACAUGUAGAAAUGUUGAUUUGAUUAAUUGGAAAAAUGGACGAUUUGCAGGAGCAAUGGAGCAAAUUACAAAAAAUUUGGCAUGUUAGUGGGCAGAGGACAAUAUUCGAGUUAAUGCAACUUACAUUGAUUUCACUCGUCGCAUUCCCCUCUCUCGAGGAGGAAACCCUAAUGAGGCAUCAUCAGUACUGGUAUUCCUUUGUUUACCUGCUUCUUCAUAUAUCACUGGCCAAGUUAUAAUUGUGGAUGGAGGACACACUGUGAAUGGCUUCUAA
Jatropha curcas is the source of this 735-nucleotide messenger RNA. RefSeq names its product tropinone reductase homolog. Gene Ontology annotation, molecular function: oxidoreductase activity. The record is from RefSeq and is a predicted model, not a curated record. Lineage: Eukaryota; Viridiplantae; Streptophyta; Magnoliopsida; Malpighiales; Euphorbiaceae.